This is a messenger RNA of Trichomycterus rosablanca, 4081 nucleotides long. RefSeq names its product solute carrier family 16 member 1b (gene slc16a1b). Bases 202 to 1626 code for a protein of 474 amino acids. NCBI's taxonomy places the organism in Eukaryota, Metazoa, Chordata, Actinopteri, Siluriformes, Trichomycteridae. Gene Ontology annotation, biological process: monocarboxylic acid transport; transmembrane transport. Gene Ontology annotation, molecular function: monocarboxylic acid transmembrane transporter activity. The transcript has 5 exons. Gene Ontology annotation, cellular component: plasma membrane. The record is from RefSeq and is a predicted model, not a curated record.
CAUGCGCCGUGCGUAGAAGAAGUUGAGGCCAUAAGAAUUCCUACGAACACAUCCAGUCAGUGUGUGUGUUGCCAACAGCAGCAGUAGGAGCGCUCAUGAAUCGCUACAGCAGUCUGUGAGCUGAGAGAAGGCGGUUGAUGGUGUAGACAGUCCUAAUUUUACCCUGCUCUUCCAGCCCCUGAUCCUUUUAAACGAGUAGUCAUGCCUCCAGCAACGGGUGGCCCAGUGGGCUACACCCCCCCAGAAGGCGGCUGGGGUUGGGCCGUAGUGGUCGGCGCCUUCAUCAGCAUCGGCUUCUCCUACGCCUUUCCCAAAUCCAUCACGGUCUUCUUCAAAGACAUCGAGGUGAUCUUUAAUGCCACCAGCAGCCAGGUUUCCUGGAUCUCCUCUAUUAUGCUGGCUGUCAUGUACGCUGGAGGACCAGUCAGCAGUAUCCUGGUAAACAAGUUUGGCAGCCGACCAGUCAUGAUCGCUGGAGGCUGUCUGGCAGGCACAGGUCUUGUCUGUGCAUCCUUCUGUAACACAGUGGAGGGAUUGUACUUUUGUGUCGGAGUAAUAGGAGGUCUGGGUUUGGCGUUUAAUCUGAAUCCAGCACUGACGAUGAUUGGUAAAUAUUUCUAUAAGCGGCGUCCUAUAGCUAAUGGAAUCGCCAUGGCAGGCAGCCCUGUGUUCCUGUCCACACUGGCACCUCUGAACAGCUGGCUCUAUGAUAUUUUUGGUUGGAGGGGCAGCUUUCUGAUUCUAGGUGGCACUCUGCUCAAUUGCUGCGUGGCAGGCUCAUUAAUGCGGCCCAUCGGACCAACACCGCAGCCCAAAGCCGACGUGAAGGGGGACGGAGAAAAGAAGACAGUGAUGCAAACCAUAAACAGCUUCAUCGACCUGACCCUUUUUAAACACAGAGGCUUCCUGCUUUAUCUACUUGGCAACGUGGUCAUGUUCUUUGGCCUGUUUGCGCCGCUCGUCUUCCUCAGCAAUUACGCCAAGAGCAAAGGCAUCUCCAAGGACAAAGCAGCUUUCCUGCUCUCCAUCCUGGCCUUCACAGACAUGGUGGCACGACCUUCCAUGGGCCUGUUGGCCAACACGCGCUGGGUGCGACCACGCAUUCAGUAUUUUUUUGCAGUGGCGGUGCUGUAUAAUGGUGUGUGCCAUCUGUUGGCACCACUAUCAACAGACUAUUUGGGCUUCUGCAUAUAUGCUAUAUUUUUUGGAGUGGCGUUUGGCUGGCUCAGCUCUGUGCUCUUCGAGACUCUCAUGGAUCUGGUGGGGGCACAGAGAUUCUCAAGUGCUGUGGGCCUCGUGACCAUCGUCGAGUGUCUGCCAGUUCUGUUUGGACCACCCAUACUAGGCAGACUGAAUGACAUCUACCACGAUUACAAAUACACCUACAUCGGGUGUGGCAUCAUCCUGAUCAUUGCGAGCGUGUUUCUGUUCGUUGGAAUGGGCAUCAACUACCGCUUGCUUGAUCGAGAAAAGAAAGCGGAGGAGAGAAAAGCCGGGCUUGAAGCCAACGAUGAAGAGACCAACAUAGACAACGCCAUGAAGGAGAAAGAGAAGGAAGCUGAGAAUGACGUGUCCACUCCUCUCACACACGGAUCAGUUGCCAAAAUGGAUGAAGACACUGUGUAACGUGCAUGAGUGCACCAUAAACACACACUCACAUCUACCUGGCAAUAGUUCUUUUAUUCAUAACCAUCCACAAUAAAUCUGAAUAAGCAAUGAAAGAAAGCAAGGAAGGUUUAAGUUCAGCCAGCAAUAGUAAUACUCUCUCGAUGCAAAUCCAUACUUACUGCUCACACCUUUAACAUCACCGCUUCGUGCUACAUUCAGUUCUUGACUCUGAAGCUGGAUUACAACUGAGAUGUCAUGAUAGACGUAUGAAUGAUGAGACCAACGUUCUUCACAUGCUGCCAAAAGGUUUAUGCAAGCACUCCACCACAGCUGCUAUUCCUCCAUUUAAUUCCAAAUCUACAUACAAAUAAGCCAUGGUGCAUCUGGACUUGAAUAAUUGCAGCUUUGAGAUGAACAGCAUGUACAGAAAGUAUCAAACGAGGACUAGUUUUCUCAUAUGUCCGAGCAUGUGUGCGAGACCAAGAACGGUAAUUUAUUGAGCCAAGUGGUCCAGUGUAUUUCCAUUCUGAUUAAGUGCAGAAACAUGGCUGAAGAUCUGUAGUCAGAGUUAAAUAGUUGAGUUUUUUCUCUGCUGGUGUUUCAUUUCUUCACAACAAAUAUUUUAAAGCAUUAUUAGGAAUCUGAUACACUGCCAAAUAGAACUUUAACUCCAGUACAUGCCUGCCAGAAGGUAAUUUCACACCUUCACAGCAAUUUAUUUUAUUUAUUUAGCUUUGCGUUAGCCCGUGCCUGUUCAUAUGGCAGCGUAUACUGCAAAAUACACUAUAUGGGCAAAGGUUUGGUACCCCUCUUCGAGUUACUGAUUUCAUGUGCUUUAGCUACAGUAAUUGCAAAUAGCAAAGGGAAGCAUUAGGAAACCUGACCUCAGUCUCACUGAACAGCUUUGGAACAAACUGGAACAUCAGUUGAGGCUUUUCUGGCUAAUAUUAGUGUCUACAUACAAAUGCUCUUUUGACCUAAUGGGCACAAAUUCCCACAGACAUACUUCUAAGUCUUGUGCGAAACCUUUUUAGAAGUGUAGCUGUUAUGGCUGAAUCACACACAGAGGUCACUAUUUUAAUACCAAUCCAUUUUGGAAUGGGAUUUCCAAAAAGCGCUUGUCACAUGCCCAAAUAAUUUUGGCCAUCAGUGUAUGUGACAUUUUGAUUUUGAUCUCAGAUGAACCUUUUGUGUCAAUUUCUUGGAUCAGGGUUAGUCCCAAAAUCUCCAUAGUAGUUUCCCACUGCACUUUUUCAAAUCAUUCCAAUACUAGACUUUAGUGUUAAGGAAACUAGCCAAGUGGCUGAGGAUUUCUAAAAUUGGAAAUAGUAAAAAUUUGGUUCAUCGAACAUAUACAGAUAAUACAGUGACCUUGUUUUAUAGUUUUGGACUAAAUUGAAAUACAAACUGUGAUUUACAGCUGAAUAGUUAGUCUAGAAUGAGAGCUAUUCCUGGUCCUAGUAACGUUUGAGAACUGAGCAAAAUAACUAGCUUUUAAAGUUGGAACAUUUAUCAUUCAUUUAUAAUAUAUGAAAAGUAUUUGCUGGUUCUGUAUGAAAGACGGGACGUUGUGUCGGGUUUAGAUGUUUCCUUUUUAUACAUUUUAUAGUGUUCUAAUUUCACAUCCAGUAUAGGCUUCAAACAUAUGCACACUAGGCAUAUGUACAUAAACAGAAUAUUACAUUUACUGGUGAAAAUAUUCACCUAUUGCAAACUAACUUCAAUUCCAUUGCACUCCUAAAUGCCAGUAUGAUUUACUGUGUUUGUGCACACUGACUUUCAGAUGGAACAUGAUCACCCUGUUAUUUGUGGUAUGUAAAUCUGAGUUAUUUUACAGGCUUAAGUGUGUAACCAUGUUGUGGCUACACUGUAUAUACUGAGAUGAAAUUGAAAUGUUCUGCUUUUAGCUGGCUUUUACGUUCAUAUCGAGUUGUAUUGAGAAUCAAAUAUAUUGUACUUCCAAUAUUCAUUCCAAACCUGAAUGGAAGCACAAAACAAAUGUGGUGUUGUAGCCUAGUGGUUAAGGUACUGGACUUGAGCAAGGCCCUUAACCCUCAGUUGCUUGGACAAUAUACUGUCACAGUAAUGUAAGUCGCUUUGGAUAAAAGCGUCUGCUAAAUGCUGAAAAUGAAAUGAAAUGAAUGAUGGUGCAUAGUGUUCAGCAUUGCGGUGUGUAUACAGACGGCCUAUAAAUUCAUGCUUUGGCUACAGAUAAUAUGAAUGAGUGUGUGUUAUUUUAGAUACAUGGAAAGCCAUCCAGCACAGACUGGGUGUCGAACUUAGUAAAGACUUUGUAUUAAGAAGCUUCAUAGACACUUGUUAAUCUUAAUUUUAGGCUUUAUUGUUUUGUUUUAAGGAAGCGUGUGAGUCUAAUUUUUAUAUUAGAAUUUAAUGUUAUCUGACUGAGUUUUGUAUGUUUGACCUGAAGUAGCAAAUCAAUAAACUGUUUUUAAUAAAUCCAUAAACAUGUGAA